CUCCUCCUCCUCCUCCUCCUUUAGUUGUUCUCUUCCUGGUUCAAACACUUUGCUCAGUGAUUGAGCUACACUCACAUCACUACCAGCCAGGAAGCCAGCCAGCAAUCAUGGCUGAAGUGGAGGUGAGUGGACUUACGGAGAGCGUGGUCACAGAUUACUUGAUUCUUUAUUUCGAGAGCAGACGCCGUUCAGGAGGCGGCCCCGUCAAGGCCUACACCAGGAAUGGCUGCGAGGCAUUCCUUACCUUUUCAGAUCCUGCAGACGCUCAGAGCGUGCUUUCCAGGCCUGAACACGUUAUACAGGACAUUAAGGUGCAAGUUCAGAGGCCACCACCAUGGGAUCCUGGGAAGAUCGCUCUUCGAGGUCUGAACCCACAUACGGACAUUGGAAUGGUGAAGUUAUACAUAGAGAAUAUGAGUGACCGGGAGAUUCUGAAUACCGUGCUAUCUGCAGACAGGACUGCGGCUCUCGUUACUUUCCAGGACUCACUGAGUGACACAGAUGUCGAGCUACUGAUAGACCGCGUCAGAGCCCGUGAACUACAGGGGGCAUCCCUCUCUGUGCACAGAGUCCGGGCCAGCAAUGAGGUUCUGGUUCAGAAUGUUGAACCUCAGAUUUCCCAAGAAUUCCUGGAGAUGUACUUUGAGAACAAGCGCAGUGGAGGAGGGAGUGUGCGGUCAGUUACUGUGCUCAGAGAUAGAGCCUGCGCCAUAGUGUCUUUCAUGGACACAGAAGUGGCUGACAACGUGUUGAAGAAAACACAUAUCUUGCAGAGUUGCGAGCUCCAGCUCUCCCCUUAUCAUCCAUCCAUCCUGGGACCACCUCAGGCAUCUACUGCAAGCACAUCUGCUGUUGGGGCCCCACAGAACGCUGAGCCAACAGAGGCAACAAUGAAUAGACAGGAACCCAGCACAGAGAACAGAAAUUUUCCAACACAGAGGCUCAUACAGGAGCAAGAUUCUGUGCUCUCUGAGGAGCAGAGUUUAGAGCAAUGCGGGCUUCCAACGGAAGAGCAUAGAACACAGGUCAGCCAAAUGCUCCCAGAAGAGCAAAGGAUGGAGCAAUGCGAGCCACAGCUGGAAGGGCAGCAGGAUUACAUAGAGAGCACAAGUUUACCUUUGUGUAGUCCUCAAGACUGUGAUACUGUAACAAUGGCUGAGUUAGGACAACCAAGCGGGCACUUAGUAGGAAACCCAACAGAAAUGGAGAUCCUGAUGAAGCCAGCUGAAAUACGCUUCCUGCAAGAACAUACUCAUGAUCUCCUUGCCAGCAUGGAUCAAGUGACUGUUUUACCACUGGAGAUAGGUGACAAGACAGGCUUUAAAGUUACCGGUAAUGCAGUUUCCUGUCAGACCGCCAUCGAACUUCUCCGCCAUAUAGUGUCUUCUAUAUCAUCUCGGUCUGUUACCUUGGAGUACCCAAGUAUAGUCUGCUUCCUCUUGGGUGAAGAAGGACAAAAAGUGGUUCGGAGAACUGAACAGGACUAUAACUGUGUCAUUGACACUUCACAGUUGAGCUGGAAAGUACUGAACUCAGAGUACGUGAAACCCUGGAGUCUACUCAAGGAUGGUGUCCCAAUGGAGAUAGGUUCUGACCACACACCUACAGCUGAUGAAGUACUGAAACCACCAAAUGCGUUCCUGUCUGCAGACAUAGACAAUAUCAAGGCGCUGGCCUCUGUCCUGAAACACUCAGGAAACCAAGCUGAAAUGACAGAGCUUUCUUCAGAUGGAGAUGUAUUGUCCAACACCAUAUUAAAUAUACCUUUGGAGGACGCCAGUAAAAGCACUGAUGAGUCUUCAGAUGAUCAAUCCAUGUGUGACCCUGAAGUUGAACAGUUGGAAGAAGCUUGCAAAAAAUCUCGGGAUGAGUAUAAAGAAAGGGAGCUAGACGAAGAAGCCCAGCUACUUUUGGCAAUACAAAGGUCAAUGGAUACUCAACAAAUGUCCUCGGAAGAGGAGGACAGAGAGCUACAGCGUGCUUUAGAGAUGUCCAUGCUAGAGCAAGACUUGGCACCGUCUGAAGAGUGUCUGCAAAGAGCACUGGAGAUGUCUCUACGAGAGCAGAACUAUGAAGGGAAUGAGGAGACCAUGCAAAGAGUACUAGAGAUGUCUCUCAUGGAUCGAUCUACGCAGAACUUUGGGAAAUCAGAUGUAGAUAUGAGUGGAGAGAAGUCUACAUCUUCUGCACAAGGAGAUCAUAGAACAGACAGUGCCCGUCUUCAAGUGUUUGCUGGAGAUGAGACUAACCUGGUGGUGGCUUGUGCUGCUCUACGAAAAGCAAUUACGGGGGAGUUGAAUAACGUCAUACUUGAUGUAAUACAGGAUCAAAAUAAACCGCAUUUGGCAAUUCUGUCAGCCCUGCAGAGUAAGCAUGGCGUGAAAAUUAGUGAGUAUGGCCAACAGUUUCACAUACAAGGAUUCGGCCAAGCCCCCAGCAUAUGCCACCAAGAACUUUCUCAGAUCUUGAUGUUAAUGAAGGGUAAUGUCUCUCCUGGAGAAAUGACAGAUACAGAGUUAAAGAAAGGCGUUCAACUUGUCCUUCUUCCUAAAACAUGCUCAGAGUAUCAGCAAGUAGUACGCUCCUACCAUGACACAUUACAGGAGUUGAAGACCAUUAUAGAAGUUCUUGAGGUUCACAAGGUGAAUAAUGUGCUACUUUCCCACCAAUACGAGCUGAAGAAACAAAGCAUGCUGUUACACCAGCCAUGUGGACAAGUGGAACGCAUCCUCUAUCAUGGAACCACCAAAACAAGUGCCUUGGAAAUAUGCCACCACGGCUUCAACCGCAGCUUCAGCGGCAAAAAUGCGACUCUUUAUGGAAAGGGCGUAUAUUUUGCUGCCCGGUCAGUGUUGUCCACUUGGGAUAAGUAUUCACCACCAUCUGAGGAGGGCAAGAAGUUUGUGCUCGUGGCUGAAGUCCUGACAGGAGAGUUUACCCUGGGAAAGCCUGACAUGAUAACACCUCCUAUUUUACCAGAGACCACGGGAGGCGUUCCUCGACGAUAUGACAGCCUGGUAGACUCUCUCAAAGAGCCGUCCAUCUUUGUUAUAUUCAAUGAUACACAGGCCAAUCCCAAGUACCUGAUCACUUGCCACAAAUUAAUCCAAGGGAGAUGUUAAGGACAAUUUAUCCAACUCGCUUCAUCCUAUUAAAUGGCCUCUCUCGUUCCCUAUAUUCCACCCACUCCCCCUCAUCUUCCUCCCUUUACUGGUUAUAUUGGUUCCCUCUAUGGAAGAGAGGACUUUCAAACUUAUUGUCUGAAAUAUCGGAAUUUUGUAAGAUUAUUAAUUGCUGAUAAAUAUUAUCUUCUGGUUGCAGAA
Pelobates fuscus (common spadefoot toad) is the source of this 3323-nucleotide messenger RNA. RefSeq names its product poly(ADP-ribose) polymerase family member 10 (gene PARP10). The record is from RefSeq and is a predicted model, not a curated record. The coding region runs from base 108 to 3122 and encodes 1004 amino acids. Gene Ontology annotation, cellular component: cytoplasm; nucleus. Gene Ontology annotation, molecular function: RNA binding; NAD+ poly-ADP-ribosyltransferase activity; NAD+-protein mono-ADP-ribosyltransferase activity. Gene Ontology annotation, biological process: protein poly-ADP-ribosylation; negative regulation of gene expression. Lineage: Eukaryota; Metazoa; Chordata; Amphibia; Anura; Pelobatidae. The transcript has 10 exons.